This is a messenger RNA of Candida albicans SC5314, 999 nucleotides long. RefSeq lists its product as uncharacterized. The record is from RefSeq and is a predicted model, not a curated record. Gene Ontology annotation, molecular function: DNA binding; histone binding. Lineage: Eukaryota; Fungi; Ascomycota; Pichiomycetes; Serinales; Debaryomycetaceae. Gene Ontology annotation, cellular component: nucleolus. Gene Ontology annotation, biological process: regulation of DNA-templated transcription; nucleosome assembly. Bases 1 to 999 code for a protein of 332 amino acids. The transcript has a single exon.
AUGGGCUUGUCAUCUAUUCUUCAACAAAUUGAAAAAAAGGGGAAAAUUCAACAGAAGCAAGUUCCUGUUGAGAAAAAGUCCGAUACUGUUGUGACAAAAGAUAAGUUUAAGAACUAUAGCCAAGACCGCCCAAUAGAUCCAGUGGUUGCUAGAUUGAAGGAAAAGCGACGAUUGGAAAGGGAACAAAAGGAAAGAGAACUUAGGGAAAAGAAAGGCUUGCCACCAAAAAAGACAACUACUAGUAAGCCUAAGUCAUCUACUUCAACCAGAUCUGGAAGUCGUCAACCUUCUUCUCAAAGAUCCCGUACUCUGUCGCCAUCUUUAGCACCACAGCCACCACAACCACCACAACCACCUAAAAAGAAGUUAAAUUAUAAUGAACUAUUAAAGAAAGCAGCUACCAUCGACCACAACAAACUAUCGAUAAACCUUUUGCAGAAAAGCAAAUCACCAGAAGCAAAAUCUAAGCCAUUAGACACUAAAUCGGGCCCAGCACCACGUCAAAGUACCCAGAAACCAAUUGGCAAUCCUCGUCAUACGUCCCCUCCAACUACUGCAUAUCCACAAAAACCACAUGUGAAACCUAUUCCUCAACGGGCAUCGAAACCAGUUCCUGUGAUCAAGGCACCUUUGCCACCAAGACAGCCAUCAUCCAAAAUAAAACAAAGGCUUGAAGAAAAGCGCAAGUCCAGAUCAUACGAAGAGGUAGAAGAAGAAGACGAUUUGAGUGAUUUUGUCGAGGACGAUGAAGAAUACGACGAUGGUUAUGGUGCAGAUGAAAUCAACAGAGAAGAAAUUUGGGCAAUGUUCAAUAAAGGUAAAAAACGUUCAAUGUAUUACGGUGACGAUUAUGAUUCGGACGAUAUGGAAGCUACUGGUGCAGAGAUUUUUGAUGAGGAGUACCAGUCAAGAUUAGAUGCUGAGAGGGAAGAUCGCCGAGAAAUGGAAGAAGAGAAGAGAUUGCAAGCAUUGAAACGAAAAAGAUUAAAUAGGAGUUAG